Messenger RNA from Hemiscyllium ocellatum (epaulette shark), 765 nucleotides. RefSeq names its product zinc finger protein 271-like. The coding region runs from base 1 to 765 and encodes 254 amino acids. The transcript has a single exon. The record is from RefSeq and is a predicted model, not a curated record. Gene Ontology annotation, cellular component: nucleus. NCBI's taxonomy places the organism in Eukaryota, Metazoa, Chordata, Chondrichthyes, Orectolobiformes, Hemiscylliidae.
AUGGAAGAGAAACCAUUUAAGUGUGAGGUUUGUGAUCAAGCCUUUGCACACUCGUCAACACUUGUGAAACACCGACGGAUCCACACUGGGGAGAGGCCUUUCAGGUGUGAGGUGUGUGGCAGGGCCUUUGCCCAGUCUUCUGGUCUCAUGUAUCAUCGGCGUCUUCACACAGGGGAGAAACCAUUUACUUGUGAGGUUUGUGACAAAUCCUUCUCGCACUCUUCCCACUUUCGAAGGCACCAACGCAUGCACACUGGGGAGAAGUUGUUCAAGUGCGAGGUGUGUGACAAAGCCUUCACUAGCUCCUCGACUCUCCUGAAUCACCAGCACACUCACACAGGGGAUAAGCCCUUCAAAUGUGAGGUGUGUCACAAGAAUUUUGCACGACUAUUGACCUUGGUGAAUCACCAGCGUGUCCACACUGGAGAAAAGCCAUUCACAUGCGAGGUGUGUCACAAAUCAUUCUCGCAGUUACCAAACCUCCGCACGCACCAACGCAUUCACACAGGGAAGAAGCCAUUCCGCUGUGAGGUCUGUGAGAAGACUUUCACCCGGUCCUCUGAUCUCCUGAGGCACCAGAGGAUACACACCGGGGAGAAACCUUUCAAAUGCCAUGUGUGUAACCAAGCGUUCACACAGCCAUCAACACUGCUGCAGCACCAACGCACUCACACCGGGGAGAAGCCAUUCAAGUGUGAGGUGUGCGAUAAGGGAUUUGCACAGUUAUCAGGUCUUCUGUAUCAUCGGCGCAUUCACAGGAGAUAA